AAACUGGCUCAGGAGAAGCGACAGCGGAGGUUUAGAGUUUGCCCCAGAAGUGGCAGAGUACGUUCUGGCGCAAGACAGUGGUACCUAGCAGAAAUGGCCGAAAAUAAGGAAAAUGAAGCAUUUGAAAAAUGCGAAAUUGGCGAUCGUGAUGAAGAAGUCCUCAAUGCAAAACCAUCAGGACGGGACAUCACUUUAGAAUGCUUUGUGAUUAACCGAUGCGCAAAAGUUGCUACUAAAAAAAGGAAACAGAACACUAAUGACGAAAGUUACAUGCGGUGGUUGCACAGCCCAUCGUAUAUGGAAUUUAUGGAUUUAAGCAAGUCAACACCGAAAUACGUGCAUAACUUUGCCGAUGAAGAGCGAGAGAGGUGGGACAGAAAAGCAGUUUCCUGGAAAUGCGAAGUGUUGCCACAUUUAGACAUUCCGCUGCUUGAGAACACAACAGUGGAGGAUUUCGCUGCACGGAACACUGACCAGUGUCGGAAAGUGAAAGGUAUUUGGCCUGAGAUAUACAUUUCCGAAUCGGUGACCAGUCAGCAGCUGCUGUCUCUCGCUGCACAGCACGACGCGUAUUUCAUCUUCCGGAAAGUGAGGAGUGCCAAUGGAAGCGACAAAAACUGCGUGAGGUGA
Messenger RNA from Gongylonema pulchrum, 630 nucleotides. Lineage: Eukaryota; Metazoa; Nematoda; Chromadorea; Rhabditida; Gongylonematidae. The record is from the annotation of a GenBank genome assembly.